CAGAACAAACAGCCAUGUCGUCUCCUGUUUCCUCAAAAGAAGAUACAAUGCCUACUGAACAAGUUGAUGAUAGAGAGCCUGAAACUGAGAACAAAGCUGAGGAAAGUGAGGAGGAGGAGGAGGAGGAAGAAAAAGAAAAAAGUCUCAUUGUUGAGGGAAAAAGAGAGAAGAAGAAAGUGGACAGACUGACAAUGCAGGUAUCCUCGUUACAAAGGGAACCUUUUACGGUUACACCAGGAAAGGGACAAAAACUUUGUGAAAUUGAACGGAUACAGUUCUUUUUGAGUAAGAAGAAAACUGAUGAACUCAGAAAUCUACACAAACUCCUUUACAACAGGCCAGGCACAGUUGCCUCACUGAAGAAGAAUGUGGGUCAGUUCAGCGGUUUUCCAUUUGAAAAAGGAAGUGACCAAUAUAAAAAGAAGGAAGAUAUGCUAAAAAAGUUCAGGAAUGCAGUGUUGAAAAGUAUCUGUGAGGUUCUUGAUUUGGAGAGGUCGGGAGUUAAUAGUGAGCUGGUAACCAGAAUCUUAAACUUCUUAAUGCAUCCAAAGCCUUCAGGCAAGCCAUUGCCAAAGUCCAAGAAAACACCCAGCAAAGGCAGCAAAAAAGAGCGCAGUAGUUCUGGAACAGCACGAAAAGCCAAAAACACCAAAGGUCCUGAAAUCUUGUCAGAUGAGUCUAGUAGCGAGGAGGAUGAAAAGAAAGAAAAGGAUGAAUCGUCUGAAGAAAAAGAGAGUGAAGAGGAGGUAAAUACGCCACCUAAGAAGGCAUCUAAAAAGGAAAAAUCUAAACAGAAAACACCUUCUAAAACAAAGAAAGCAGUGAAGAGUGCUAAUGUCAAGAAGGCGGAUAGCAGCACUACUAAAAAGAAUCAGAACAGUUCCAGAAAAGUUCCUCCACACCAUCUAUUGAUUACAGAGAUUGACAGACCACACCCAAGAGAUUGGGUUAUAAACAAUGGCCAGCAGUGGCAAAAGGUUGCCAACCUUUGCAGAGUACCAAGGAGAAGCUUAGAAAGUGAGUCCGACGAUAGUUCAGAUGAUGAACCUUUAAUUAAAAAGCUGAAGAAACCACCUACAGAUGAUGAGCUUAAGGAAACUGUCAAGAAAUUGUUGGCAAAUGCCAAUUUAGAGGAAGUUACAAUGAAACAAAUUUGCAAGGAGGUAUAUGAAAGCUAUCCCAGUUAUGAUUUAUCCGACCGGAAAGAUUUCAUCAAAAAAACAGUCAAAGAGCUGAUAUCAUGAUCUAGAUUGACUGUGGGAAAUGAAGAUUGCUGAUUUCUGUCCUGUGGAUUUGAAGAUCUCUGAUAGGCACCAGCAAAAUGAAUGUUUCUUGCCCUUUGUGGUAUUGUUUAUUCAGAGCUGAUUCUGCUGACCUAAUGUCCAGAGUGUUAAUGUAAAUUGCUUUGUGUACCUUUUUUAAAAAUUGCAUUUGAUGCAGUUUUAGUUAACCAUACUUAAGUUUUUUGCAUGGCAAUAAAUUUUCCCUUUUAUAGUUUUGUACAUUUUCAAAUUGCUUUGUACAAGUAGAUUGACUAGGACCAUCAUAGCUUUUAGUGUGCUUCAAUAGCUUACUUUGCAGGAUACUUUUUUAAUCAAGUAGGUUGAAAGCUGUUCAAGAGUCUGCACCUGUACAUGCAGAGAUUGUCUGGAAUAAUGCAGUAUUAGUUUUACAACACUUUUGAAUACGUAUCCAUUUAAAAAAUAUCAGGAAUAAAAGUCAUGGGCUAGUGUGUCUUUUAUAUUCUGGUUUGCAUAUUUAUAAAUUUGGAAUUACUUUGAAUCUAGAUUCUUGUCUUGCAUGUGCAUGCACUGUGAGAACUGUCAAAGCAUGGUAACUAAUUGGCAUAUAGAUGUUAUUUUUGUACUUUUAAAAGGCUUUCUGUUAUGUAUAUAAAGUUAUUACAGAUUUCUUUUGUUCAAAUCAUUUUUAAUCUAGUUAUUCCUUGGAGGAUUCAUGACAUGCAAUGUCAGUGUUCAGCAGUGAGGCAAUGAUGAAGAAAGACUACAAAAUAGCUGAAGUUUAACUGUCUGUCCCAUCUUACCAUGUAAGGGAAAUUUAACUGCAGUUUUAUACUUAUACUUCUCAGUGUUUAACUGUAUGUAAAGGCUACAGAUUCACUUAUUCUAACAGCUUGACCAAGCAAAUAAAACUCAACGAAGGCUAUAUGGAAGAAUGCAACUUGGACUUCGAAAAUAUUUCUAUUGGUCCUAGAGUCCAGUAUUUUCAGAUACGGGUAACUGAAGUAAUGGGCACAUGACGGGUUGAAUAAGACUGAAAACUCGCAUAGUGAAGGCCUUAGUUUGGGACAGCAUUUAAACACGUAGUCAGGUGGUAUGCUGUAUAGGACUGCUUUUUUGGAACAUAAGCUUAGGUGCCUACACAUGGGUGUGGUACUUUAAAUGUUAGAGCCCUGUUUCUAAGUUUUGGUCCCCAGCACGGCUUGUUCAAAGUGAUCUCUUCAUCCAA
This is a messenger RNA of Alligator sinensis (Chinese alligator), 2469 nucleotides long. It is a transcript of the gene DEK, whose product is annotated as DEK proto-oncogene. Gene Ontology annotation, cellular component: nucleus. The transcript is spliced from 11 exons. Gene Ontology annotation, molecular function: histone binding; DNA binding. Gene Ontology annotation, biological process: chromatin organization; regulation of double-strand break repair. Lineage: Eukaryota; Metazoa; Chordata; Crocodylia; Alligatoridae. Bases 15 to 1244 code for a protein of 409 amino acids. The record is from RefSeq and is a predicted model, not a curated record.